CAGUUUAGAACGACCUUGAGCGGACGGUUUGUUUUGUCGUUAUUAUGAUCCCCAAACAUUGAGCGUGUACUUUGUUUUCGUUUUCGCUUUACACUGAGAGAAUCUGGUUCAUCACUUCUCUCAUAUUUCGUGAUAUCCACAGCGGUGUUUCUUCUUUGGGUGUAUUUCUGGGACACCCGAGGGACCUCGAUCGUACAACCAUGGCACGCUCGAUCUCCUCGAAGCAAAUUUUGAACAACGGCGCCCAUCUGCCCAUCGUAGGAUUCGGCACCUACCGCAUUCGCGACAAAGACUUGAGUCAGCUCCUUCGACCGGUCGUGCAGAGUGGCUACAGAUUAAUAGACACAGCUCCGCUCUACAAGAACGAGCCAGUACUGGCCGCUUUCCUCCGGGACCUACCUCAGUAUGGUCUGCAGCGCAAGGACAUUUUUGUGGCCAGUAAAGUGCCUCCCAUCGAUCACGGAUCGGCGAAAAGCAGAAGCUCCGCGCUGGGCAUCCUCGAGAGACUGAACAUUGACAAGUUGGACUUGCUUCUCCUACACUGGCCUGGUGUCCAGGGCAUGAAACCGAGCGACCCCAAGCAAGCCGAGCUCAGGAAAGAAAGUUGGCUAGAAAUGGAACGCUUGUACAAGGAAGGAAAGCUGAGUGCCAUUGGGGUGUCAAAUUACACCGUGAGGCAUCUACAGGAACUCCUGUCUUAUUGCACCGUGCGACCAACGGUCAACCAGGUUGAGUUCCAUCCCCACUUGGUUCAAGAAGAUCUGCUGAGAUACUGCAAGGAUCACCAGAUUGUCCUUCAAGCCUACUCAUCUCUUGGAGCAGCCAAUGGAGUUUCUGCGAUUCUUAGCGAGCCUGUGAUCGUGGACAUUGCAAACAAGUGCCAGAAGACGCCGGCACAGGUCGUACUUCGGUGGGCUCUGCAACUCGGCAUCGCCGUGAUUCCGAAGUCCACCAAAGCAGAGCGCAUCGAAGAGAACUCCAAGCUUUUCGAUUUUUCCCUGUCCGAAGACCAAAUAGCAUCCAUCUCUGGGCUCAACCAGAACAAACAUUACUGCUGGGACCCUACAGCCAUAAUCUGAAGAACCUGCUCAGCAGCGAGCACUGUACUUUAGUCAAGAUAUAAACACAAUCAAACAAAUGCAAA
This is a messenger RNA of Ixodes scapularis (black-legged tick), 1144 nucleotides long. RefSeq lists its product as uncharacterized. Gene Ontology annotation, molecular function: oxidoreductase activity. The record is from RefSeq and is a predicted model, not a curated record. The coding region runs from base 201 to 1079 and encodes 292 amino acids. The transcript is spliced from 7 exons. Lineage: Eukaryota; Metazoa; Arthropoda; Arachnida; Ixodida; Ixodidae.